This is a messenger RNA of Alosa alosa (allis shad), 777 nucleotides long. RefSeq names its product palladin-like. NCBI's taxonomy places the organism in Eukaryota, Metazoa, Chordata, Actinopteri, Clupeiformes, Clupeidae. Bases 160 to 777 code for a protein of 205 amino acids. The transcript has 9 exons. The record is from RefSeq and is a predicted model, not a curated record.
AAAGAUCUGUAAAUGCUUUAGCAGUGAAAGGGGUGUCAGACAAGGAUACUAAGGGUGAAGCCCCUGCUCUGCAAUCUAUUUUCACUCUUUCAGCCUCCCCUGGAAUUAGUAUCAUUGGUGGUGGAAAGUUGUGGGAACCAAAAGCACUUCCCCUGAAAUAUGGCACAGGUUCAGAAGAAGACUAGCACGGUGUCCUUGACCAUUUCCCCAUGCACCAGAGAACCUGCCUCAUCUACGGUCAUCCAGCAGGAUUCAAGCCUGGACCAGCCCCUUUGUAACAAACCUCAGAGGAACUUGAGCCCAUCAUGCAGUCACCAGGCUGGAGUGGCACCCACAUUGGUAAAGAGUCUUCAUGAUAUGAGUACAGUGAAGGGCCAGCUGGUGGUUCUGGAAUGUCAUCUUCGUGGAACACCCCCAUUACAAGUCCUUUGGUACAGAGAAGAUGAGCAGAUUGUGGACUCUGCAGAUUUUCGCAUCUUAAGAAAGAAAGCUAGUUCAACUUCUGUACCAGAAGAAUUGUGUACCUUGGUCAUCACUGAAGCCAUACCUGAAGAUUCUGGAAUAUUCAAGUGUAUUGCUGGAAAUCCAUUUGGGACAAUCUCCUGCAGUUGCUUUGUGGAGGUUCAUACAGACUUGGAGAAUGUGUUGGCAGAUGAAGAUGAGUUUUUUCCUGGGCCAGGUGAGGCAGAGCUUGAUGACUUUCCCUCUCUGGUACAAGAUGCAGCUGGCAUUCCACCACCAAAAUGGAACGUGUUGACCACACAAAAUGUCAAGUAA